UUAAAUUCUACCUUACUUAACAUUAUUAUUCAUAUUUUGUAAUUCUGAAUGAUUAAUUGUUAAUAGACUAAUAGUUAUACAUUCAAUCAAUCCCAAAAUCAAUCAAGUUACCGUUGUCACUCUUCUAGUUCAUUAAAACAGUGUUUUGAACUUAAUUAAUUAAACUGGAAUGUCAAAAUUAUUGAAAAAAAAAAAAGGAAAAAAGAAAAGCAAGCUUUUGAAAAGACAAGGACCUCUUUAAAGAAUCUUUUAUCAAUCAUAAUUCUAAGGUGCAGCAAUGGGAGUCUUCUACCUAGUACUUUAAAAAAAAAAAAAAAAUGUUGAAAGAAAGAGAGAGAGAUUGGAGAGCAAGCUGAACGUCGGAUCAAUAUCAAAAUUAUAUUGAAGAAAAGGACAAAGAAAAGCAUGCUUUGAAAAGAAAUUAGCGGCUUUUAAAAAACCUUUUAUCAAUCACAAUUCUAAUGUGCAGUAAUGGGAGUCUUCCUUGUAAAAGAAAUAUAUAACCUUAGAAUUUGGAAUUUGGAAUUUGGAUCGAUACAUAUAACCUUUCUGGUACCCUAAAUGGAGAGUAAGGGUCCAAAGAGAGAACUUGGAGGACAUCACGAAGACUCAGUAAUAUUACCAGCUGAAGUUACAAGAUCACUAAGAGAUGUCCAACCAGGGGACUAUCUAUUCAAAAUAGAGUCUUUCUCAAUACUUUUGGAAUCAGAUGUUGAAAAGUAUGAAUCAAAUGAUUUUGAAGCUGGUGGUUAUAAAUGGAGAUUGUCUUUGUAUCCGAAUGGUAACAAGAAAAAAAAUGUGAAGGAUCACAUCUCAUUGUACUUGGUAAUAGCUGAUACAGCUAAACUUCCUCGUGGUUGGGAAGUUAAUGUGAACUUCAAAUUAUUUGUUUUUGAUCAUUUGCAUGACAAGUACUUAACCAUCCAAGAUGCUGGACAAGUAAGGCGCUUUCAUGCUAUGAACACUGAUUGGGGUUUUGACCAAUUUCUUUCACUGGAUAUAUUCAAAAAUCCCUCAAAUGGGUACCUUGUAGAUGAUUGCUGUGUAUUUGGCGCAGAAGUUUUUGUGAUUAAUUAUGCAGGCAAAGGGGAGUGUUUAUCAAUGAAAAAAGAACUAUAUAACAACAUCUACACCUGGAGGGUUGUUAAGUUUUCAUCAUUAAGUAAAGAAUGUCUUUACUCUGAUGAGUUCAAACUUAACGAAUGGACGUGGUAUCUAGAGCUCUUUGCCAAAGGAGAUGAACAAUCAGAUGGCCAAAGUCUCUCCCUCUAUCUUGCAGUGGCUGAAUGUGAAAAACUUCCUCCGAAUUGGAAAUUAUAUAUCAAAUACAAGCUGAGGGUUAAGGACCAAGUCAAUAGCAGACACUAUGAACGUGAAGCUCAUUGCUGCUUUCAUGCCUCCGAUUAUAGUUGGGGUUUCAAGAACUUCAUGUUUCUUAGCAAUCUCAAUGACUUAUCAAAGGGCUUUUUAUUGAAUGAUUCCAUAAUGGUUGAAGCUGAAAUUUUGGCCUUGUCUGUUAUUAAGAAUUUCACAUAAAAAGUUGUUAUUCUAGGCACCUUGUGUAUGUGUAGGGAUUCUUCAUCUCUCUUUAAUUACCUUUUGGUACUCAAUUUCAAUAGUAAGCUUCCCUAUUUUUUCUCUUUGC
Messenger RNA from Cornus florida, 1645 nucleotides. RefSeq names its product MATH domain and coiled-coil domain-containing protein At2g01790-like. The transcript is spliced from 6 exons. The record is from RefSeq and is a predicted model, not a curated record. Gene Ontology annotation, molecular function: protein binding. The coding region runs from base 562 to 1536 and encodes 324 amino acids. Lineage: Eukaryota; Viridiplantae; Streptophyta; Magnoliopsida; Cornales; Cornaceae.